This is a messenger RNA of Etheostoma cragini (Arkansas darter), 1190 nucleotides long. It is a transcript of the gene fcer1g, whose product is annotated as Fc fragment of IgE, high affinity I, receptor for; gamma polypeptide. Gene Ontology annotation, cellular component: Fc-epsilon receptor I complex. The transcript is spliced from 5 exons. The record is from RefSeq and is a predicted model, not a curated record. Lineage: Eukaryota; Metazoa; Chordata; Actinopteri; Perciformes; Percidae. Gene Ontology annotation, molecular function: IgE receptor activity. Bases 16 to 456 code for a protein of 146 amino acids. Gene Ontology annotation, biological process: cell surface receptor signaling pathway.
UGAGAUCUUAGAAAAAUGGACUUAGAGCUCAGACCACAACUUCCCCUGUUUUCAGUGAGGUAUGAAACAUUCGAUUGUUCACCAGAACGCAGAGGAAACCCAACCCCCAAGUUGUCGUGUUUGCUGUGUGCUGGCCACUUUGCUGUGCCCAAUCGUCCGUGUCGAGCCUGUUUUACCAUGGCCGUGUGGGGCAGGAGCCUGUUACUGAUUUUUCUGUGGAUGAGUUUUGGGAAAGCUGCUGCUCUUUCAGACCCACACAUCUGUUACGUGCUGGAUGGUAUCCUGUUUGCAUACGGCCUCCUGCUGACCGCUCUCUACUGUAGACUCAAGAUCCUCAGUGUUCGGGAAUAUGCAGCUGAGAACGCAAAGGGCAAGAAGAAUGUUGAAGAGGGCAUCUAUACGGGUUUGACUCCUCACGCCGCAGACACUUAUGAAACUAUUGGCACGAAGAAGUGAAUCCACGAAAGAUCUUUUCUUUUAACCCUCUGAGUUCUGCGGGUAUUUCCACACAUCUUCUUACAUUUACCUUUUUAAGGGUAUCUGCUGAUCCCCAUGUGUUUCAUAUCAAAAUGUUCAGAACAAACUCAGCUUUCUGUAGAGUUCUGUCUACAUUUUUCAAGAGCAAUGUGUAAAGUAGUCUAAACUAGUCUGAUGUUUAUUUUGGCUUUUUGAAAUUCCUUAAAUCUCUUUUGAAAACAAUCCAUCCCAUCAACUUGUGUGUUUUCCAAAUUGUUUUGGUGCUUGAAAUGAGUUUACCAAAGUCUUAAAGUUAUGUAUGAUUCAAAUAGUAAAUACAUGUCUGAUAAUAACUUUUUUAAUAUAAUUGUUCCACUAUUUGUAUUGUAGAAGUAGGAGUUUUGUCUAACAUUAUUUGGACUCAACGAUGCGUCUUCUGUCCUGAGAGGGUUAAAUACCUUUUUUUUGUUUUAUUUAAAUGUUCCACAUCUAACCUUGCUUAUUAGACUUGUGAGAAUGAGAGAAUGUGAGAUUGCGUGGACCAGUGUUCAUUUCCUUUUGGCCUUUUAAGGGAAGUUACACGACACAGAAAUAAAGAAGUUGUGUCCAAGAUGGGCAGUCUCAGAAAUGCUUACCGUUGCUGUAAGAUUUUUGUUAUUUUUUACUGUUAUAUUGCAUAUGUUUAAUUCUCAUGCAAACACAUUUUAAACUGUAACGCUUCAGACACAUUGUAU